UUCGAGCAAUCAGACACCGGCGGAAGCCAACGCCCUCACGGUAGGCGGUUUAUCUGGGUUGACGAUCGACUACCUCAAGGGACUGGUCACGGGUCUCCUGCGAGCCGUGUACGAACGUGAUUCGCGGCGAAAAUUCCUCCCCAAGGAUCACUGGCUCAUGAUCGACCGGUUUGAUAUGACGACAUUUAUUCCUGGUGUCGUCGCGGAAGAAGAAUCGCGACAUCAAGUGCAGGAGCAAGAUGACGAGGACAAGGACGAAGAGAAGUAAGUCUGGCUGGGAUGGCAAGCUGAGAGUGAACAAACAAGCCACUCUGGCGAACCCCGAAGCGCUCAGUGAUCCUGAUUAUUCGGACGAGGAUGCACCUCCGGUUGAUCAAAUCGAUGCAGACGAAGAUUUGCUGGAAGGGGAGGAUCCUGAUGUUGAGGAAAUCGAUGUGCAACACUCCCGUGUCUCCUCCAUGGCCUCACUACAUCUCGAACGAUUCAAGAAACUGCAACGAAUUUGCCUUCGCCAGAACCAAAUCCAGAAAAUCGAGCUGCCGGAUACGUGUGCAUCCACAUUGGAAGAGUUGGAGCUAUACGACAACCUCUUGAAGCAUAUUGAAGGACUGGAGCCAUUCACAUCUCUCACAACGCUCGAUCUCAGCUACAACAAGCUGAAGCAUAUCAAGCACGUGGAAACGUUGAAGAAGCUACACCAUAUAUACUUCGUGCAGAACCGCAUCUCAAAGAUUGAGAAUUUGGAAGAGUUGACGAACCUCACAUAUCUGGAGCUGGGAGCGAACAGAAUACGAGAGAUUGAGGGACUCGAGACGCUCACAAAGUUGGAGUCGCUGUGGCUGGGACAGAACAAGAUCACGGAAUUGAAGGGAUUGAGCACUCUGACCAACCUACGGACACUGAGCAUUCAGGCAAAUCGACUCACCUCGCUCGACGGCAUUGAGACAAUACCGCAGUUGACGGAGUUAUACGUCAGCGACAACAAGAUUACAUCUCUCGAGCCGCUCAAGAACAACACCAAGCUCGAGAUUCUCGACUUUCAAACCAAUCCCAUCAAGGAUCUGAAAGGACUGGAGGAGUUGAACGAUUUGGAGAACGUCUGGGCGUCAAACUGUCAGAUCGACAGCUUCCACGAAGUGGAGCGAGUGUUGAAGAACAAGGAGAAGUUGGAAGAGGUCUACCUGGAAGGCAACCCGAUACAACGACAGAAUCCGGUCUUGUACCGCAACAAGGUCCGACUGGCUUUGCCACAGAUUACGAAGAUUGAUGCUGGUGAGUCGACUUGUCUACGUGCAUGA
Molecule: messenger RNA, 1298 nt
Organism: Zymoseptoria tritici IPO323
Lineage: Eukaryota; Fungi; Ascomycota; Dothideomycetes; Mycosphaerellales; Mycosphaerellaceae
Exons: 4
Coding region: 240-1298 (352 amino acids)
Molecular function (GO): protein binding
Source: RefSeq, a predicted model, not a curated record